This is a messenger RNA of Python bivittatus (Burmese python), 1600 nucleotides long. Lineage: Eukaryota; Metazoa; Chordata; Lepidosauria; Squamata; Pythonidae. The record is from RefSeq and is a predicted model, not a curated record.
GCCAGGAGAGUCGGCCCGCGCUCCAGUGACGCAUGGGCGAUAUUCCCAUGAUGCUCCGUAAGGGCGGCCAUUCAAACCGGAGUAAAGUUGAAGAGCAGAAAAUGGCCGCACCGAGAGCGACGCAACCAGAAGCCGACCUGCCGAGGUCCGCCGAGACCGGCCUCGAGCUACGUGAGGCCCCCGCUGUCGCUGUGACUGUGGCGCUGACGGCCCAGCCCGUGGCUCCGGCUCCCGGGGGCGCCUUCUCGUUGUCGGUCGUCUUUCCCGGCUCGGUCACCCGGGAGGGCUGCUUCCGCUUCACCUGCGAGUUCUUAAAGCACGUCCUGUACCAGAGACAGCAGCUGCACAAGUCUUACGAGCAGCUGGUCUGCUUCUACCGGGGGCAGCUGCCGAGGCCCCCCGGCCAGGAAGAAGACAUGGUCAGGAAGGUUUAUCCAAAAGAUCAGGACAGCAAAAAGUGCCAGCAAGUGCUGAAUGAUCUUGAUGGUGUUUUCCAGCACUUGGAAAUCAUGUUCAAUUUGACAUUGGUCCCACGAAUUCUUAUUUUGCUUGGAGGUACAGCUGUCAGCCCCAAAGAACUCUAUGAGAUCAACUUACAAGGUAUAUCUGUAAGUGGCACUGAAGAGAGUUUGCAGACAUCAGCCUGUGUUCGCAAGCUGUUCCAUUCUCUCUUCAUGGCAGAUGUGUUCAGUGACCUACAGGCUAUUCCCACCAUGGGUAUCAUUGUUAUGGCUCAAGGGCAUCGCAACUGUGGUAUUGACUGGUUCAGACCCAAACUAAACUACAAAGUGCCAACUCGAGGGAGGAAGCUGACUGUUAAUUUAUCAUGCAGUCAUGGAAAUAGUACAACCCUUUCUACCUGUCAAGAAAGCAACUCUGCCUGGGAUGAUUAUAUAUGGUUUCAAGCUCCGGUAAUAGUCAAAGGCUUUAAUUAUUUUUCUUGAUAAAUUUUUAAUGAAAAGUUCUUAAUUGGAUAUGCUAAUAUUGCUUUGUCGUCAUAUAUCUGUUCCAUUGCAAAGAAAAGCUUCCCUUCUUUGAACUCCUUCUCCUUUCAGAAGUAAUGUUGAGCUCUGCAAUGCGGAGCUGAAAAAGCACAUGCAUCUGUGAUGAUAGACAGUACCUCUGGAGAACUGAUUCAGUGUACUGCCAAAGCAUUAUACAACCCAUUACCCUGUAUUCUGUCCUCCAGAUUUUACUAUAAAAAGAUACUUGAAAUACCUGUGCCAGUAUAGGAACACCUGACACAAUAUUGAAUUUCCAGUGGACUAUAUGCCCCUGUGCAAAUUUGAUGAAUUCCAGUAAUUUUUCAGAAAUAUGGUGAAAGCCACAUAAGUUGCUGCUUUUUUAUUUAGUGAAAAUUGUCUAAGGAUUGGUUGUAGUUCAGGGGAGCAUAGUUGCCCUCCUAUCUGGAGGGAUAACGGCUAUUUAAAGUUGAUAUUCUCUACAGCAGAAGCAUUAUUCUGACACUUUUAGAUAUAUUCCUAUCUCAAGCUGCAAUACAGAGUGAUGAUUUCUAAAUUGACAGCUGUGAUUAAAAUUAUUUAAAUGCUUAUAAGAAUGUGUGAAUGAUCUGACCAGCUUUCUUCAACAUAUUAAUUUC